Molecule: messenger RNA, 678 nt
Organism: Aureobasidium subglaciale EXF-2481
Lineage: Eukaryota; Fungi; Ascomycota; Dothideomycetes; Dothideales; Saccotheciaceae
Exons: 4
Coding region: 195-560 (121 amino acids)
Source: RefSeq, a predicted model, not a curated record
UUUCUAAUCAUCAGCUGCAAAGAUCUCAGACGUACAAUGUGAAAAUCACGGCAAGAUGACAACAGUCAGAGCCAUGCGGUCAAGCGGUAGAUUCUGGUGCAACCCCAUCUGCAUGUCUCGAGUAAACUCCGUGUAACACCAAACGAAAAUAGAGAUUGGACAAUGAGGAGUUCAAGUACAACAGCAACACAUAUAUGCAUCACAAUGGCAUUGUGCUUCUCCUCACAACUCUACUACAUAUAUGCCCAAACAGCGACACAUUUUCAGACACCUUUUCCGACACCAGUACCCUGAGAAGCGGCAUAGCAACCACAGACUUCGCACCCCAAACCACCAAAAACACCGAGUUCGUCGCUCUCCAAACCCUUCUCGAGACGCCAGAAUUAGGUCCUUCGACAUCAUCAAGCACCAAUGAAACAAUCGUCGAAUCACAAUCUAUUUUACGCAGAAACAAGAGAAGGAAGACCUACUGGGUAAUUGGAUUGACAGUGUUUGGGAGUGUUAUAGUAUUGACGGCUAUACUUUCUGUGGUGCUUGGACCGAAACGUGUGUCUGAAUAGGCAUAUGCUUGAAAAUCUUUGAGCUCCAAAAACCAGGAUUGAGACGCAGUCCGACAAUUACAUAUGCGACUUGAUGGCUCCGUGUUCUCUCGUGAGCUCGUCGCUCUUCACACACCUC